Messenger RNA from Lolium rigidum, 7918 nucleotides. RefSeq lists its product as uncharacterized. The record is from RefSeq and is a predicted model, not a curated record. The transcript has 16 exons. Gene Ontology annotation, molecular function: protein binding. NCBI's taxonomy places the organism in Eukaryota, Viridiplantae, Streptophyta, Magnoliopsida, Poales, Poaceae. Gene Ontology annotation, cellular component: RAVE complex. Gene Ontology annotation, biological process: vacuolar acidification. The coding region runs from base 1 to 7311 and encodes 2436 amino acids.
AUGAGGGAGCUGCCGCAGUUGCCGCUCGCCCUCCACCCGCCGCAUCUGAUCCCUCCGGCGCCCACCCCCGACCACCGCGCUCUCUCCUUCCUCAACGACCUCGGCGGCCUCUCCUGGGUCGCCUACGCCGCCGGCUCCCUCCUAGCCAUCUCCCACCUGCCCUCCCCACCCCGUACCAGCGGAAGCGCUACCACCGACGAAGAAUCCCCAUUCUUCCGCCAAGUCAUCGACCUCCAAGCCCCCGUCUCCGCCGUCGCCUGGUGCGGCCAUGGGGGAGGCGAGCUCGCGGCCGCGUCUGCCAACUCCGUCUCCUUCUUCCAGCCCGCGCCCUCGUCUUCUGCAGGUUCCUUCAGUUGGCUUCUGAGAUGGGCCAUCACCGAGACGUUCACGGUCACCGCCGUUGCCUGGACGGGCUCUGGCGACGGCAUUGUGCUGGCCGGUGAGGGCGUUUCCAUGUGGGCCAAGACACAGUCCUCCUGGCAGCUCGCUUGGAGGUCCAUGCCACAGGUGCCACAGUCCCUCGUUUCUGCUACCUACUUCAUCCAUGGCCCUGUCGUAGCCGCUUCAGCUGCUGCUCCUUCCGAGGGCAAUGUGCCUGUUCUGGUCUUUCUGAAUGGUGCCAAACUGGGGCUCGACACAGCUGAGCUUCCGCAUCCUCAGCCUGUUUCCAUGAUCCAGUGGAGACCUUUGGCAAUAUGUGCUGAUGAUCGGUCUGAAGUGAGGAGAGAAAUCCUCAUGACUUGCUGCUUGGAUGGAACUGCCCGCCUAUGGACUGAAGAUGAGGUGACCAGGUCGAAGAAGCACCGUGCACUGCCAAGAUCUUUCAGUGUCAUUGCAGUAAUCGAGUUGAACAAUGUUCUAAAUGGAGUGCUUGGUGUUGAUUUAACUGUGAGAUGGGUGGUAGAAACAGGAAGAUCCGUAUCGCAAGAGGACCAAGGUAAAUUCAACUUGUUUUCAGGUGAUCCCUCGGAGAGCAAGGUUGGCAAAUGUGAGUGGCUGGUAAGCAUUGGUCCUGGGCAAUGUACCAACUUUUGGGCUGUUCAUUGUCUUGAUGAUGUAUGUCCACCAAGGUACCCACGGAUUACGCUAUGGAAACAGAGCAAACCACAUGAGGAGUCUGCUAUUAACUUGGGUUCCCCGGGAUCAUUUUUUGUUGAGGCUGUCAUAUCAAGAAGGAUAUGUUCUGGGCCACCUACAACAUGCUCCCUGCUUCAUUUGCUGCCUGAUAGUUCUUUCAUUUGGUCCCGCCUGUCUUUUGGCCCAUCAUCAGAUACUGGGACCCAUAUUUCAAAUGAUUCUUCUAAAACAAUCUCAUGUUGUUCAACCAAAACUAUUAAUCAAGCUGGACAUAAGGGUAGCAUCAUAGAGGUGUCUAUUCAUCCAUACAGCUGCGAAAUAGAGCUAGCUGUUUCUAUGGAUUCUAGCAGAGUACUAUUUCUCUGGUCUCUUUCAACCUUAUCAACUCUCUUACCGACCUUGCAUGCAUCCACUUAUCCUUUAUGGAAGCUCCUGUGCAAAUUUGAUCUGCGUGACAUUUCUGCAGAUGUGCACUACUCAUGUCUGUGUUGGGCACCUUCUGUUCUCUGUGAUACAAGGUUUCUUGUCUUGGGAGGUGAAAAUGGAGCCGAUUGUUUUGUUGUCAGAAUCCCAAAGGAAGGCGAUGUUUUCUCAUGUCACAAGAUGUUCACAGUUCCUUUCCUUCGAGGGAGUAAUACAGAAGGGCCACCUGACAGCAUUCAUACCAUACCUUUAGCUUCUAACUGCAGCAAACCUUUUUUCAACAACAGCUUCCUAGUAGUAUGUGUAUGGCGGAAGAGUUUUCAAGCUUUAUCAUGGAAAAUAAUCCUGCAUUCAGAAAAGCGCCAUGAAGAAGAGGGGUGUUUGUGUGAUCUUUCUGCCAGUUCACUUUCCACUGCAGAUCAAGGGAGACAUGUUACUUCCGUCCGCGGUGAAAAGUUUUCAGCUGUUAUUUAUGAAGGUUCUUCGGUUUUCCCUACUGGCCUGGAUGGAGAAUAUCCUACCUGCAUUUCUGUUAUGUCGCUCAAUAAUGCUGUAUUACCUCUACAACAGCAUGUACCUUCUGGAGCUUUCCCAGGUUAUCAUAUUGCUACCGGGUACUCUGAUGGCACUGUAAAACUUUGGAAGAUGUUUGGUGUAGAUGACCCAGAGCAGACUGGGAGAGAGAGCAACACCUGGGAGCUAGUUGGCAUGUUCAGUGCUCAUCGGGGACCAAUUAGUACAAUUUCACUAUCCAGAUGUGGCAGAGUUGCUACUGUUGGCAGAAAUGUUCAGAAGAAUAGUACCUCCAUUCAUAUCUGGGAAGCAGUAAAACUCAUGGGAGAUGGUUGUUUUCUCCUGGAAGAUGCACUAAUGAUUCAAAGCCCUGUUGUUGGUUUAGAUUGGCUAUCUUUAGGCGACGGUAGAUUCUUACUUGCAGUCUGUUUUCAUAACGAGUUGCAUAUAUAUUCCCAGAGGCACCCCUCAUUUGAGAAUGUGCUGCACGCUGUGAGUUUGGAAAAUAAGCAUAUUUGGAGUUGUAUUGCAUUAGCCCAUUCUCAUCAUGAUGUUGCUGGCUUCCAUUGGGGGCCAAAGUCGACAAUUCUGCUUGUUCAUAAGAAUCAUCUUUCACUCUUCAGUUCAUGGUUAGUAAGAGGAGCAAAUGAGCAUAUUACCCGGAAAGGUUUUUCUUGUGCUACAGAUGUGCAUGAAGAGUUGCCAUGUAUUGUGCAUUUUAAUGGAACUAUCUUUGGUAAACUUGGGUUAUCAGAAAAUCACAUCAACAUGGAGACUAUUGAGAACAACUGUACACUGUUACCAGAUCAACACAAUAUUCAUUCUCCUAAUGUUUUGUGGAGCUUGUUGGAUAUAUCUGGUAUUCUGAGUGGACCUUUGCCAUCAUAUCACCCAAGAGCACUUAUCCAGUAUCUUUAUUCAGGUGAAUGGAAACGUGCAGAUGGUGUUCUGCAGCAUCUUGUUCAAUCCAUGAAAACGAGUAAAAAUUUAGACACCAUGUUUAACUGCAGUUCGUGCAGUAAAUCCUGCCAUAAUAUCCCUGACAUUCCUUUGCCGCAGUACUUUACUGAUACACCAUCAAGUGACAUUUCUAGCAAAGGGUUACUGUGGGGUGACAAUAGAAGUAGCACAGCCUUUAAUUUGCUGUCACCAUCAAAUUCAUUUUCUUACAUGGCAAGUGAUUUAGGUAUCAACACUAUCACUAGUGUAUCUCAAAAGUCAGAGAUAAACCAGCUGCUUGAUAAGAGCUUUGGCAUGUUGGCGAUAAGUGACAGUGAGAGAAUACAGAUACUUACAGUUUCUGAUCUGUUGGCUGAAAUUACUGAUCAGAACCGCGCUUCUCCCUAUAAAAGCCUUGAUGAAGCAGGACGAAGGUUCUGGAUUGCUGUGCAGUUCCAGCGCCUAUAUGCGCUUAGGAGAUCUGGAGAUUCAUCAAGUGUUGAAGGGCGCCAUGUUGAUUCUGCUUCAAUUGCAUGGGCCUUCCAAUCUGAUUGUCAGGAUGAUCUACUUAAUUAUGUCCUUCCUGCAGAAUCAACUUGGUCAGAGAUGCAAAAACUUGGUAUGGGAUUAUGGUAUACCAAUGUGUCCCAGCUAAGAACCAGGAUGGAGAAGUUGGCAAGGUUGCAGUAUCUUAAAAGCAAGGACCCCAAGGAUUGUGCUCUGCUUUAUAUAGCAUUAAACAGAAUGAAAGUGUUAGUUGGCCUAUUCAAGGUCAGCAGAAAUGAAAAAGAUAAACGUCUGUAUGAAUUUCUCUGCAGAAACUUUGAGGAAGAAAAAAACAAAGCCGCUGCUCUUAAGAAUGCUUAUGUACUACUGGGAAGGCAUCAAUGGGAGCUUGCUAUAGCAUUUUUCCUGCUUGGAGGUGAUGCUUCCUCAGCUCUCAAUGUUUGUGCCAAGAAUCUUCAAGAUGAACAGCUUGCUCUUGUAAUUUGUCGGCUUGUUGAGGGAUCUGGAGGGCCCUUGGAGCGUAACCUCAUUUCGAAUGUGCUGCUCCCUGAUGCAGCUGAGAAAGGAGACCACUGGCUCUCAAGCCUGCUUGAAUGGAUGCUAGGGAACUAUUCUCAGUCUGUCAGUAAAUUGUUUGGCUGCCAUCCCAAGCUACUGUUGGAUGAAUCCAACACUCGUGGUGGUCAAAAUGUGUUUGCAGACCCAGAAUUGGGUCAGUAUUGUGCAAUCCUUGCAACGAAACAUAGUUUCAGAAACAGUGUUGGUGAAGCUCUAUCUGCAAAGUUAUCCAAGCUUUCAUUUGCACUGGCUGCAUGUGCCUUAAACCGAUGUGGACUACCUCUUGAAGCACUUGAAUGCCUAUCUUGUAAAUCAAGCAUAGAUUACAAGGACAGCACCAGCUCACCGCAUGGUGCACAUGACAAGAUUCUUGAUGGAAUACUGAACCCUUUUGAUGCUUCUUCCAAUUGGCUUUCAUCAAUGGUUGUUAGUGAUUUUGAAUCAAAUCUAAGAGUAAGCAUGGCUUCAAAAUAUUUGUCGCGCAUGCUAAGAAACCACUCUCUCUGUUCCGAAUGUAGUCUACCACUAAAUAAAGACAUGGCCCUUAAAGAGCAAAGCAGUCAUAGCAUCGAAGAACUUACACGUGAUGUUACUGCUGCAAUUUCAAUAUUUGAUAAAAGGUUCUCACUCCAAUUUUCUGAUAUAGCCGAGAAGAUCCUUACCUUCUGUUGCAAUGACGGUAUACUGUUUCUUGCAUACAUUUUGUUAUUGGGUCGUAGAACACCAGAUGGUGGAACUAAUAGUCAUGGUGUUGAAGGUUGCUCUGUCCGUCCAACUGACUAUCUUUUGUUGGUGUCAUGCAAGGAGAGUUGUAAAUUUCUUACUCGAUAUCUUGUCUCCUGCUGCUUCAUCUCCUCCACUCUUAAUACAGACUUCACCAAAUUUACUGCAUGCACACCUAAGGAGAACAUUAAAUACACUAUAGCAAGUUUAUCACAUUUCCUGAGUACUAGCAGGUUACUCCUGAAACAGGGCCACGGUAGAACUUCUGGAUUGGACACUACAUCAGCUCUAUCCACUGUUAUGGAUCUCCUUGAGUACAAUAUGGAGUUUUCUGUUUCUUGGCUGUGCCGUGACAUAAAAGCGUUACUUAUCAUGAUCAAUCCAGUGUUAGGCGCUUCUAUCAAUGAAGAGUCCUUGCAAGUACUAUUAGAUCAGUUGAUGCAAGCUGCACAACGUAGAAGUCAUGGUAUAUCAAUUAACACAGAUGCGGUAAUGCCUAAUGGUCCAUUUGACAUGAAACAACCGGAAACAAGUGAGGACUCAAGUCUUUCAAUUGAUGAGAAAUGGCAUUUGAUAGGCAUGUCUUUGUGGAUUGGACUGUCAUCCUUCAUGAAACAUCAUUUAACUGAGUUCAUUGGAAAAGAAAGACCUGAACUUGAAGCUAGUACAAGUGAUGUGGAAUUGAAGGGUCUCAUCUCUUCAGUUGGCGCAAAGCUUGUUAUUGAUUCCCUGCAUUUUGUGUCAUCUUCGUUGGUAAAACUUCAUGCAUCAUUUUUCAGACAGAAGUUAUCAAAGAAUGUACAUCUAAGUGUGCCUUUCUGGUUAGAAUAUAUGUCGUCUCAGCAAAGGUCCGAAAAGACUAGGCACGAUCAGUUCGCACAUAUCGUACAGUGUGUAAACACUGAGAACAUGGAGGUGCUAUUUAAUAUUUUAUGGGAAAUAUCUGCUAACCCUGUUGACAUUUGCACUGCCUUUGUGAAUGAAGAAGUCAAUUGCUUUCCGCUAAACAGCACAAAGCUCAGUAGAUCUUGGAAGGAUAUGGUCAGAAAUGGAGGAGAAAAUAAAUGCAGCAUUAGCUCUGAGAACAAUGAGGAAGGGCGUGGAUUUAUUGACAAGGCUUCUUCUGAUGUGAAUACUCUUGAACCAAAAAGAAAAUACUUGAUCGCACAAAAUGAUUUUCAGAGCCCAAGGGAACUUUUAAGGAGAAAUGGGGAACUCCUUGAGGCAAUAUGUCUCAACUCAAUCAAUGAACAGCAUGCUGCUAUUGCUACCAACCGAAAGGGUCUUGUAUUUUUCAACUGGUACGACAAGCAACAUGACAAAAAACCAGCGGAGUAUAUUUGGUCAGGUUCUGAUUGGCCAUCAGAUGGCUGGGCUUGUUCUGAAUCCACACGUACACCUACACCUGCUGCAACUCCUAUUUCACCUAGUGUUGGUCUUGGGAGAAGAGGACAGCAUCUUGGUUCAGAUGGAGUGACUAUAGGUGUAGGUUCUUUGGCAAAACCUGGACGAGACUUAACUGGUGGUGGAGCAUUUGGAAUUCCUGGUUAUGCUGGUAUUGGGGCCUCUGGGUUUGGGUGGGGUGAACCCGACGAAUUUGAGGAUUUUGUUGAUCCUCCAGCAACACUUGAGAACAUUCAUUCAAGAGCACUAUCACGGCAUCCUUCUCUGCCAUUUUUGCUAGUUGGGUCAAGCAAUACACAUGUGUACUUAUGGGAGUUUGGUAAAGAUAGUGCAACAGCUACUUAUGGUGUUCUCCCUGCUACUAGUGUUCCACCACCUUAUGCACUUGCUUCCAUAUCAGCUGUUCAAUUUGAUUAUUAUGGGCAGCGGUUCGCCACUGCUGCAUUAGAUGGUACAAUUUGUACGUGGCAAGUUGAGGUGGGUGGAAGAAGCAAUGUACAUCCCACAGAGUCAUCUCUGUGCUUUAACGGCCAUGCCUCGGAUGUUGCUUAUGUGGAUGCAAGUGGAUCUAUUCUUGCUGCAGCUGGAUGCAAUUCAAAUGCUGCAAAUGUUGUUGUCUGUGACAUGCUAGCUCCACCAGCCACAUGUCAAAAUUCUAUCGUGUGUCAUGAAGGAGGAGCACGUUCUCUUUCUGUGUUUGAUAAUGAUAUAGGCUCUGGAACCAUCUCACCGCUGAUUGUAACUGGUGGGAAAAGUGGAGGUGUGGCAUUGCAUGAUCUCCGGUUCAUUUCUACCGGAAAGAGUAAGCAUCACAAAACUACCGCUGGUGGUAGUUCUAUUGGGAUGAUUUGGCAUAUACCAAAGGCUCAUUUAGGAAGUGUCACCAGUUUAUCAACCAUUCCAAAUACAACCCUGUUCUUGACUGGGAGCAAAGAUGGGGAUGUGAAGCUUUGGGAUGCAAACAAUUCCCAGCUGGUCUUUCACUGGCAAAAGUUGCAUGAGCGGCACACAUUUUUUCAACCAACCUCCAGGGGCUUUGGUGGUGUUGUUAGGGCUGGUGUAACAGAUAUUCAAGUCUUACGUAAUGGCUUUGUUUCGUGUGGUGGUGAUGGAUCUGUGAAGCUUGUACAGUUAAAGAAUGAUUUUGCUGCAGUAAAUCUGCUCUAGAGCAAGCAAGACAGGAGAUACGUUCUACAUAUGGUUUUAUUGUGGUGAAAGUGUUUGUUGAUUUAAUAUCAUCCUGAAUGGUUUUUCCAUGAGUUGUUCCACUCUUGUGAGGGAUGGCACAGCAAUGGUGGGGCACAUUUUAGGGAGCUGGGCAAAACUAAACAAUUCAAUGUGACCUAUAUCUAUCUCAAGUUUAUAUAGAAAGGAGUUCUGUCUGGAUGGAGGACACGGGGGGGGGGGGGGAGUUCUCAAGCCUUGUGUAUAUAUUGGGUUACUUGUGUUUCUUGUUAGGCAACAUAAUCUUUGCAAUCUGCACCAGAAAUUGCAAAUAGAACUUUUUGUAAAUGAGGGCAAGCUGUCUUGAUUUGUUGACCAGGAUGAGUAUUCUAGAAGUAAAGCACAUGUAGGAGGAUGUAAAGUAGAAGUAGGGUGGCAUCAAAGUACAUAAUAUUUUGGUUGUUUGUUCGCACAAUACAGAACUGCUGAAUACUCUGGCUGAUUCAUGAUAUUACAGCCAUGUGGUAACUGGAAAUGUGGUCUGGUUUGUACAUUUAUAUGGCUACGAUAUUUCAAUAUUUGUUUAUGUUUUAAUUAUCAUACGAUCUAA